CUGACCUGGAGACUAUCUUAAACGGGGAGUAAGAUUUGCAAUUAUGUUUCCUCAUUGGUAGCAUUCCGGUUUACCACUUUCCGUUUUUCGUAACCAAACUGAAGAGUUUGCUUGAAGGUGGUAGACACUGAUUCAGUAGAAAUACUAAAAGUGUCUUUAUUUUUAACUUACACAACGUUUCGGACAGUUGUAUCACUACCCGUUAUCACUUGAGUUUACACUUGAUAACGGGUAUUUGUUAUGUUAGAGUACUUCGCCUUAACUCUUACUGUCAACAGAGUAUUUUUUCCGUCUCUGUUCUAUUUUGUUGCAUACAUCUUUCUAUCAAUACGUUUUCAAUCUUUUUCAUCCUUUUUCAAAGUUAAAAUAAAAUUUUGAGUGCAAACGUAUUCAAACUGUUUUGAUAAGAUUCUGCGUUGAUACCGACUAAAUAUAAAGUCUCAUAACGUAUUGUUUUUCCAUCAAUCUACAAUAAUCAGUUAAUUAUUUAAUAUUGCUCUAUAUACAAUGCAUUACUUGGCGCUAACAUUUGGAGUUUUUGCUAUUUUGGGGCAAUCUCAAGGUGCGGACUCACCCCAAAUCACCCCCGUACAAGGAGGAAUCAGCGGUGAUGGGAUAACUACCAGAUAUUGGGACUGUUGUAAACCUUCAUGCGCGUGGACUUACGAAACCAACCAAAGUGUAGCCGUGCAGUCUUGCGAAAUUGAUGGUGCCACCCCGAUCAACGACCAAGCUCCCUCCGGAUGUGGACCUGAUGGUAUCGCUUACACUUGCAAUAAUCAACAACCGUGGGUGGUAAAUGACACCUUGUCUUAUGGAUUCGCAGCUGCUUCCUUUGUCGGUGGUUUAGAUAAUAGCAAAUGUUGUCACUGCGUUUUGCUGCAGUUCCAAGACCAACUGGCGGGCAAGAUGCUUCUCGCGCAGAUCCUCAACACGGGCGAAACCCUGUACCAGAACCAGUUUGAUUUGGUUAUACCCGGAGGCGGUGUCGGCGUGAACCACAGGGGAUGCGUGACGCAAUGGAACACCCCAGAAAACGGUUGGGGGGAGGAGUACGGUGGUAUUUCGACGGAGAACGAGUGCGACCAGCUGCCGAAAGUCCUACAACCGGGCUGCCACUGGCGUUUCACCUUUUUGGAGGGAGUGAGCAAUCCGAGCGUCAAAUUUUACGAGGUUGAGUGUCCCGCUGAGCUGCACGCCAUUACAAAAUGCGUGGCUUUGUAAAAGUUUAUUAUUAUAAAAAAACGUUUUUGUGAAAUAAUAGUUUUUAUUUGACUUGCACGCCCGAGUCGCAUCUCUAAAUAGGUAGUAACUAUAUAAAAGUAUAUCCUUAAUUUCAUGUUUAAAAUUGUUGUUUAAAAAAUUAAAAGAUUGCGGAAAUUGGACAUAAAGUUUUGUGUAGGGAGAGUCUU
This is a messenger RNA of Cylas formicarius (sweet potato weevil), 1412 nucleotides long. RefSeq names its product endoglucanase-like. The record is from RefSeq and is a predicted model, not a curated record. Gene Ontology annotation, biological process: carbohydrate metabolic process. The transcript has 3 exons. The coding region runs from base 508 to 1224 and encodes 238 amino acids. Lineage: Eukaryota; Metazoa; Arthropoda; Insecta; Coleoptera; Brentidae. Gene Ontology annotation, molecular function: cellulase activity.